Messenger RNA from Leptosomus discolor (cuckoo roller), 606 nucleotides. The record is from RefSeq and is a predicted model, not a curated record. Lineage: Eukaryota; Metazoa; Chordata; Aves; Leptosomiformes; Leptosomidae.
AUGAAUGUCUGUAGGUUACGCUUAACAGUACCACCUGAUGAGGGCACACAGCCUGAACAGGGAGCAAAGGAACCUGACAGAAAGAAAAACCUCUACCAGGUACCAAAUGGCAUGUCUCCAGGGAAGCUCUCCCAUGGGAUGGUGUAUGGCGUUGUGCACCGAACUGACAACAACCAUAAGAAAGAAAUGGUGGUUUAUGGCUGGUCAGCUGAUCAGCUGAAAGAGGAGAUGAAUUACAUUAAAGAAGUGAGAGCAACUCUGGAAAAAGUAAGAAAGAAAAUGUAUGGUGAAUACGAUGAAAUGAAACGAAAAAUACAGCAGCUUACAAAUGAACUGAAAGUGACAAAUGCUCAUCAGGAAUCCUUAGAGAAUCAUGUGCGAGUGCAGGCUGCAGCCUUAGAUAGCUUUAGUGAAAUGAACAGCUCCUUGACAUCAGCAUCAAUAGACUUGCAGAAAACUCUAGUGGAUGUUACAUUGGAGAACACAGAUAUAAGGGAACAGAUAAGGAAUUUAAAACAUACGCAUGAGCAGUCUAUGGAAAAGCUGAGAGAGAAGCAAAAGCAACUGGAAACAGCACAAAUUGAAAAUCAGUUACUGAAAUUAAAG